GGCAACUGCGAUGGCGAAGCGCGGGAUCCAAGAGAACAAAUAAUAGGAGUCCUCGUUUGCAGGUAGUCAAAACCCCCGAGGAACUGCUACAGGAAUAUAGAAAUGUGGACAUCGACAACUUGCGCGAACAGUACGAAAACUUAAACAACGUAAGGUUCUGCGAGCCUAACAGGCAAUGGAUUUCCGCUAUGUUUGGGCUAGAAAGUGUUCCCAAAGACUUCAAUUUUUUAGAUACUCCAGAAUCCCGGGUCAUAGUUCGCAAGCUUCUAAAAGAAAGAUACGGCAAGAUGUCUUCUUCGAUUUCUUUUGACCAGCUGUAUUUUACGGACAUAAACGUUGGCGAUGUGGUUGAUUUAUCGCUUUCUCUGGACAGCAAUAAUCUUGCCGUUGUUGCUGAACUUCCGCAGGAUAUCAAAGACCCCCGUUACACUUUGAUCAACAAGUACGGAGAUCUCGAGUUUGUGAGUAAAAAACGAUUCCGUUUCAGACUACCUUCUAUUUUUCCACCGGAGUGGUUUAACGGCUCGGUGAUGAACGAGCAAACAAUUUUGACAGACCUUGGGCGCUCUGCCCAGCCCGUUGGUAAAGUGAAAUAUAAGCUCGAAGAAAACCCAGAUCGUGCUCGUAUGUUUGACGAGAUAAUCUCGCAGGAUAUCAAUGAUACAGAAGAACUGACCACCUAUAUUGUUCCCUCUCUUCUCUCUGGAAUACUGAGCGAGGAGCUAUCGAAGCUGAACAAUAGGGCCUGGAGUUUGCUGCCUGACGUGAACUUAAAGCUGGAAACUCUUCACAACGUUCUUCAGAGUUCCAAUGGGCCGGUUCAGCUUAAUUUCUGUGAGAUUUUCCGCGCUUGCAGCUUGGUGGAUUUAGAGCAGGUUGCAAAGGUGAUGCGUUCGAGAGAUCCGCAGAUGAUACAGAAAAGCAAUAAAAGAUUACACAAUUUGCUGGCACGGAUGCUUGCUAUUGGAAACCAGUACGACUGGGUGACUUUGGGUAAGAAUCCUUUUGGAAAAGCUAGCAACACAGAGAAGAUGAGUCCGGAGGCAGUUUAUGCUCUCAUGUUAGGUUUGCGCAAAAAUAACCAAACAUAUGUUCACGAUACAAAAAACAUAUUGCCAAAACAUGUGACUGUUGUUCCUCUGGAGACGAUUGUCGAGCACAAUAAAGUUGUGGAGGAUUACGAGGCAAACGAGCAACUGCACGGCCAGCUCACCGAGUACAUCAUGCAGAGACUCGAGGAAAAGUCUUCUACAACAAAACCCCAGCAUUACGAGCGGAUUAUGGACAUGUAUCGACUUUACAUUGCCGGCUCUGUGAGCAGUCCUAGUUGUGAGUCUUUCCUAGUGAAGGUUGUGCGAAGACUUCCCAGCCACAACCAUCUUGAGAUCACCAGAGACGUCAUUUACGAGCUGCUUUUGAGAUUGAAGGAAAUUGCACCUAACGAGAACCCGAUUAAAUGGUGGAUAAAUUUUCCUGCUCCAGGAAGUGGACUGUCUUUAAAAGCGGACCUGGAGCAGGAGUUUUAUGAGAAAAUCACCAAAGACACACUGAAUAGUUUCUUCUUCGUUGACGAGGAAAUGUUCAACCACCCGCGGCCGCGGUUUUCUGAUGUGGUUUACUGUAUUGACUCGAUCGACGCCAAGGAGAUUGACGACGGUGUCAGUGUUCACCAGCUAGACGAGAACAAGUUCCUGGUUGGCGUGUUUGUUGCGGAUCCGGCUUCCUAUGUGCACCCAAAAUCCACGGUUGCAGACAUUGCGUACGAACGUGCUUCCACGCUCUAUUUGCCAGACGUCGGGGCUGCCAGCAAUGGAAUAUCGAUGAUGCCGGAGGUUCUGACGAAACAUAUUCAGCUGGGUGUCCACGGAUUUCCACAGAGAGUGCUCAAGGUGAGCUACGUGGUGGAUAUUUCCAAUGGAACAGCAGAGCUGGCGUCAGAAGGUGUGAAGUUUGGCGUUGCUGACCAGUUCCUGAGCACGGAUUACGACUCGGUCCAUAAAAUUCUGGAGAACGCCAGCGACGCAGAUAAGAUCUUGAACGAAAUGUCCGCGCGCACAAAGAUACCAGAAUCGAAAAUAUCAGCCGAUCUUAAAGCGCUGUACACGGCGGCAGACGCGCUCCGCCAGAGAGCUGAGGAAACUGGAAGAGUCACCGUGUUUAAUAAUUUCUCCAUGGGCCGCAGGGUGGACACCAUCAAGGAGGACGCAGAGGACAUUCUCAUCAGUUUCAAGGAAAACCGCAGAAACCAGCAGCUGAGAUCCGAAGUGCUUGUUUCGGAGCUGAUGGUCAACGCAAACAGACUGAUGGGAGAAUUUUUCAAAAAGAACAAAAUACCAGGCUUGUUCAAGAUCCAGAACAAACAGCCAACGACUCCAGAGGUGGCGUUGCAAUUACGAGAAUUGCAACAGAAAAAGGGCACUGUGAGUACCAAUGAAUUCUUUUUGCUCAGCGAGUUCCUGAAUAAAUCCCACGUUGCUCCGUUCCCUACAAGACACGAUUCUCUUGCAGUCGAUGCUUAUGCAACUGUCACCUCGCCACUGCGGAGGUUUGCCGAUCUGAUGAACCAUUGGCAACUGCACCGUUAUCUUGCCGAAGGCUCGCCCGCCUUCAGACAGGAACACGUCAACGCAAUGGCAUACCAUCUCGAGAUGCGUGCCGACAUCGAUAAACGUGUUUCCUCGAAAAUCAUGACAUUCUACAUGUUCAAGCACCUCAAGUAUCUACAAAAAUCCUCUAAAGAGCCGAUCCGCGUCGAGUGUGUUGUUUGCAGACCGGCUUCUGACGAUGGUAUUUUGGAUGUUGUUCUGCCUGACUACGGCGUGUAUGGUGUCCUGGAAACUAGCCAAUCGGACAGAAGCAGGGAACUAUUGAGCGACGUUGAAGUGGGCGACGUGAUAAAGGAUGCUGUGAUUGUGGACAUGGACCUUUUAGAAGGUCUGCUUGUACUCAAAAGUGACAGCUACUAAACUGUACAUAGAAAAUAAAAUAAAU
Molecule: messenger RNA, 2991 nt
Organism: Ogataea polymorpha
Lineage: Eukaryota; Fungi; Ascomycota; Pichiomycetes; Pichiales; Pichiaceae
Exons: 1
Coding region: 189-2966 (925 amino acids)
Biological process (GO): mRNA catabolic process
Cellular component (GO): exosome (RNase complex); P-body
Molecular function (GO): 3'-5'-RNA exonuclease activity; RNA binding
Source: RefSeq, a predicted model, not a curated record